Molecule: messenger RNA, 1553 nt
Organism: Radiomyces spectabilis
Lineage: Eukaryota; Fungi; Mucoromycota; Mucoromycetes; Mucorales; Radiomycetaceae
Product: regulator of chromosome condensation 1/beta-lactamase-inhibitor protein II
Exons: 4
Coding region: 73-1425 (450 amino acids)
Cellular component (GO): cytoplasm
Molecular function (GO): guanyl-nucleotide exchange factor activity
Source: RefSeq, a predicted model, not a curated record
CUUAUUUAUUCUCAUUUUAUUAGUUUUUUGUGCCCAUUUUUUUGGUUUUUCGUUAUCCCUCCAUUAGAAGCCAUGAGUAAGCGGAAUUUGAAGAGAGACAGUCCCGAAAUCGAGGAAACCACAGAGUCCGUGGACACAGCAGUAAAACGAACGCGUACAGAAAACGGCCAUCUGCAACGGACACCUCUGUUGCGUCGAAAGGCUAGCAGUUUUAUCAAUGACUUACCAGACACACAAUCCACUAUCGGGAAAGUGUUUGUGUUCGGCAGCGGAGACACCGGUCAGUUAGGACUGGGCGAUGAAAUGCUGACUCGCAAAAGACCUAUGCCGCUUAAAGUCCUCGACGACAAGGAAAUCGUCGACGUCGCUUGUGGAGGCAUGCAUUCUAUUGCUUUGACCAAAUCUGGUCAGCUGUGGAGCUGGGGAUGCAACGAUCAAAGAGCCUUGGGCCGUUCAGGCGAAGAAUAUGAACCUGGCCUCGUGGAGAAUCUGGACGAAGUCCAUGUCGUUAAAGUGGUUUGCGGUGACUCGGUAUCGGUUGCUCUGUCUUCAGAGGGACAUGUUUACAGCUGGGGUACCUAUCGAAAUGCAGAAGGUGUCCUUGGAUUUUCUCCCGACGUAGGCGUUCAAAGUGUACCUGCUCUUUUCGAACCACUGCAGAAAUACACCAUUGUUGAUAUUGCUGCCGGUACCGAUCAUUGUCUCGCUUUGACGAACACCGGACGUGUGCUUGUAUGGGGUAAUGGACAACAAGGACAGCUUGGUCGUCGUGUCAUCGAGCGAAGAAAGCGCAACGCCUUGGUACCUGUUUCUAUGGCAUUACGCAACAUCAAAGCGAUUGGCUCAGGUUCUUACCAUUCGUUCGCUCUGAGUCACGACAACGACCUUUACGUGUGGGGCUUGAAUAACUUCCAACAAUGUGGAUUAUUGACAAAAGAAACUCCCACCGCGCCGAAUACUGUGAAUGUGCCUACUAUCAUUCGAGGAUUGAAAGGAAAAGGUCCCAUCAAGUCGGUCACGGCUGGUGAACACCAUUCGCUUGUACUUUUGGAAAAUGGCGACAUCUACGGUUUUGGUCGCGCGGACUCGUCCCAGAUUGGUUUGCCACAGUCGAUGAUUGAUGAACUUCACACACAUGAGGAAGGACAGGAUACAUCGCAAUUUAAACGCGCCAUUGGUUAUCCCACCAAGAUACCCGCGAUAUCCAAAGUUCGCCAGGUUAGCAGCGGUAGCAACCAUGCCAUUGCUGUGACAACACAAGGCAAAGCCUACACAUGGGGUUUUGGUGAGAUGUAUGCUCUUGGUAAUGGAUCCGAUGAGGACGAAGCCGUGCCUACGGAGUUAACGGGCCAGAAACUCGAAGGACAUCAAGUAUUACGAGCAGCAGCCGGAGCUCAGCACACGAUUAUCUUGGCCACUUUGUAAAUUAAUAAACAGUUGGAAAAACAUUCCCAUUAUGCGAAGGAAAAUGAUGACCAUAGCCGAUCUCAAAGCAGCAAACCACCCCCAUCAAUGUAAAAAUAAAUUUUUCUCCUAGGUAGUUUUGAGUAACG